Messenger RNA from Ustilago hordei, 723 nucleotides. RefSeq lists its product as uncharacterized. The transcript is spliced from 2 exons. Bases 1 to 723 code for a protein of 240 amino acids. The record is from RefSeq and is a predicted model, not a curated record. NCBI's taxonomy places the organism in Eukaryota, Fungi, Basidiomycota, Ustilaginomycetes, Ustilaginales, Ustilaginaceae.
AUGGUAGAAGAAACCAAAACUCAAGCUGGCUCAAGCAAGGCCAAAGGAGGUAGAAAGGGUAAGGCUGCCCAACUGCAAGUUGCCAAUAAUGAGGCCACCAAUGAGACAGAGACCAAGGUGAUUGAUGAUGAUGCCAAUGAAGAAACUGAUUCUGACUCUGACCUUGACAGUGGUGGCAAGCAAUACAACUUCUGCACCUUGGCAAAACUCCUCAAGCCAGUGCCCAAGCUUACAUCACACAACUACUACAGUUGGAAUGCCCACAUCAAGUCUUUCCUCCAAUGUGUCCCCCAUGCCAUGAAAUACCUUGAGGUAGUGUAUGACAAGAAGCACCCCAAGUGGAACUGCACCUUUGAUGACACCUUGACAAAUGCACUGCAUGGCACCAUCAAUACUACUGGGGAAUACAAUGUCAAUUACUUGAUCCUCAACAUCAUCAGGGAGCAUUAUAUAUUCCAUCAGAAGUGCACUAUCUGCCACCCAAUGUAUAAAGAAAUGGUCACCACCAUUAACCAGCUCACUUUCAGCACCCUUGCUACCACCUUGACUAUUCAGCAGUCAGUGAUCAAGAAUAACCCUGCUCAGAGGGUUAAACCCCACCAAGCCAGUGCCAGAGUCACUGGCAGCAAUGACCAGGACAAGCCAACCAGGAAGGAUGAGAAAGACAAGAAGGAUGAAGACCACACCAGUGCCAAGGUUGCUGCUAGGCCCCAAAGGAUUUGA